GGUCAAGCCUUGGUGGACCUAUUGAACUACGCCAAGGAGAACGAGUUCGCCAUCCCCGGCGUCAACGUGGUCAGCAGUUCCUCCGUGAACGCCUGCAUGGAGGCCGCCAAGAAGGCCGGUGGCCCGGUGAUGGUCACCUUCAGCCGUGGUGGCGGGCAGUUCCUGGCUGGCAAGGCGGCGGACAACACGGACGAUGCCGCCUGCAUCGCAGGCACCGUGGCAGGGGCACUGCAUGUGCGCCAGGUGGCCAAGUUGUAUGGCGUGCCAGUGAUCCUGCACACCGACCACUGCCAGAAGUCCUGGUUGCCAUGGUUCGAUGGUUUGAUUGAGGCCAGUGAGGAAUACUUCGAGAAGAACGGUGAGCCCCUCUUCUCCUCCCAUAUGUUGGAUUUGUCCGAGGAAUCCCUGGAGGAUAACAUCGCCAUCUGCAAGAAGUACUUGGAGCGCAUGGCCAAGAUCAACUUGCUGUUGGAGAUGGAAUUGGGUGUCACCGGUGGCGAAGAGGACGGUGUGGACAACACGGACGUGGAUUCCUCGCGUCUCUACACGCAGCCCGAGGAGGUCUGGCAGGUCUACGAGACGCUGUCCGCCGUGCCCAACGGGAACUUCACCGUGGCCGCGGCCUUCGGCAACGUGCACGGCGUCUAUGCACCGGGCAAUGUGAGCCUGAAGCCAGUGAUCCUGCACAACACCCAGAAGUUCAUCAAGGAGAAGUUGGGCUGCGACAGCGACAAGCCCGUCUCCUUCGUCUUCCACGGCGGCAGCGGCUCCAGUUUGGAGGACAUCCGCUACGCCAUCGAAGCGGGCGUGGUGAAGAUGAACAUCGACACCGACACGCAAUGGGCCUUCUGGGAUGGCAUGAAUGACUACCAGAAGAAGAACAAGGACUAUCUGCAAGCCCAGAUUGGAAACCCCGAGGGGCCUGAGAAGCCCAACAAGAAGUACUACGAUCCUCGCAUGUCGCUGCGUUCCGGUGAGGAGAAGAUGGCAGACCGCCUGGUGAAAUGCAUGGAGGAUCUCAAGUGCAUCGACAGGUUGUGAAACAAACUCACGAGAGAGCACAACCAUACCUAACCCUCAGACAACAGAGCUGUCAGGGUUUUGAACCGUAGUUUUGGUAGGGAACACUACCAGAUGAGACUAAGGAAAAUCCAGC
Messenger RNA from Cladocopium goreaui, 1156 nucleotides. The record is from the annotation of a GenBank genome assembly. Lineage: Eukaryota; Dinophyceae; Suessiales; Symbiodiniaceae.